This is a messenger RNA of Drosophila obscura, 2327 nucleotides long. RefSeq names its product dynein intermediate chain 3, ciliary. Gene Ontology annotation, biological process: cilium movement; outer dynein arm assembly. The record is from RefSeq and is a predicted model, not a curated record. Lineage: Eukaryota; Metazoa; Arthropoda; Insecta; Diptera; Drosophilidae. The transcript has 2 exons. Gene Ontology annotation, cellular component: outer dynein arm. Gene Ontology annotation, molecular function: dynein light chain binding; dynein heavy chain binding. The coding region runs from base 112 to 2052 and encodes 646 amino acids.
UCAAUCAAAUUACGAUAUUUCACACCAGUAAAAUCAUUAUCAUUAUCAUUAUACAGAAAUCGGUAGAAGACAAAACAUUAUCAAAAGGCCAGCCUCAGCCCCGUCAUCGUCAUGUAUCAGAACCAAUUUAUUUUUUCACGUGAGCGCCGCCUCUUUGGGCGCCAGUGCCUAUUCCAGGACCGCAAUGAACUGAUGGUCAGUGUCCAUCCCAGCGGGCGGCUACGCCUGAAGUACAUUUUACGCGAUCCGGCAGUGCAUCCCACACAGCUCAGCGACCAGAUGGCCCUGAGCAUCAUGGAGACGGAGAAUGUGACCCACGAUCAGCACGGGAUGUACCACUACGAGGGCGGCUGGCCCAGGGAGGUGAACAUCAAUGACGAAGAGCAGACGGUGCGCCAUCGCAAGAAGGUGGAGCGCGAGGACAGCUGGGGCGAACAGGUCACCGACAUAAUCCGCUCCAUGAUGAAUGUGGCCGAGCAGAACAACGCCAUCAACAUUUAUCAGAACUUCUUUGCCGAUCUGAGCCCGGAGCUGGGCCAAGAUCUUCGCCAGCGCUUUACGGCGCGCGUGGUGAAUGUGUUCCACGACCUGUGGGUGCCACCGCGCCAAAUGAAUGUCGUCGACUGGAUGCCCAACAACGAGAAGCAGUUUAUGGCCCAAUUCACGAACCAAUAUCGCUUGCGUCCGGAUGGGGAGAAGCUGGUGCCAGGCGAUGCCUGGAAUGGCGGCGAAAAUGGCUUCUACAUCUGGGAGGUGAACAAUCCGCUCAAGCCGAAGCUCUUCUACGACAGCAACGAGGUGGUAUCGCGUGCCAAAAUCUGUCCCAAGGACGAGAACAAUCUGGCCGGUGGCACCUGGUCGGGCAAGGUGUGCAUCUGGAGCACCUUCAAGAGUGGCCCGCCGCUGCGCAUCUGUCCGCUGGAGACGGCCCAUCGCGAGAACACCAAGGCCCUCUGCUGGGUGCACUCCAAGUCGAACACAGAGUUCUACACGGGCUCCCUGGACGGCUCCAUCAAGUACUGGGACACACGCGAUCUCAUGAUGCCGGUGCACGAGCUGCUGCUGGAGCCGAUGCCGCAGGAGCGUCAGAGUCGCCAGAAUUCGCACGGGGUGAUGGUGCUCGAAUUUGAGUACACCAUUCCCGUACGCUUCAUCAUUGGCAGCGACAUGGGCUGCGUGUUUGUGGGCAAUCGCAAGGGCAUGACGCCCCAGGAAACGCUGCUCGCCCACUAUCAGCUGUUUGCCGGGCCCGUGUGCAGCAUCAAUCGGAAUCCGUUCUUCGUGAAGAACUUCCUGGUGACAGGCGACUGGCGGGCGCGCGUUUGGUCCGAGGAGUCCAAGGAUGGGCCCAGCACAAUGUAUUUCCGCAAGAAGACGCAGAUCGUCUGCGGCGCCUGGAGCACGGGCCGCUGUUCCCUUUUCGUCACCGGCGACAAGAAGGGAGUGGUGGAUUUCUGGGAUCUGCUGUUGCAUCAGCGUCUGCCCGUCUGUAGCAUCAAUUUUGGUUCACCCAUCAAGGACGUGGUCUUCCGCCCGGAGGGUUCACUGCUGGCCAUUGCCCUGGAGAAUGGCGAUACACAGAUACUCGUGCUGGACGAUGCCAUGAAGUCGGGCACCGGCAAAGAGAAGGCCCUCAUAGCAGCCAUGUUUGAGCGUGAGAUCAUGCGUAGCAAAAUCCUGGAGGCGCGCGUCGAGGAAAUGAAGCUGAAGCGUCGCACCCAAAUGCUGGCCGAGGAGGAGCGCGCCAGAAAUGCUGGUGAGGUGGCCGAAUUGGAUCUGGAGCUGGAUCCCGACAAUCCCGAUCAGUUUGUGCAGCUAAUCGAGGGCGAUGAUCAGUUCCGUCUGGCCAUUGCCGACUUCCAGGAAAUGCUGCUCAAUGUGGAGCGCAAGCGUUCGAAGCGUAACAUGAUCAUGGAGCGCACAGCCUUCGAGCAGUGGUACCUCGAGGAGAGUCGCGAACAUGAACCCUCAGUGGGCUCCCAGGAUACUGUUAACCCAGAGGAAACCAAAAAGAAGGCCAAAGAAGCACCCGAAGGCGGCAAAACCAAGUAGACACUUGGACACACAGGCGCACCUCUGGCACUCCCGGGGCCUACUCCACCGGAACCACACACUGAACCAAAAUGCUCAACGAGUCUGUCAUUUUUAUGGCGACUUUUAUUACGACCCCACACAAUUAGCAUUUAAGCAUUUAAGUAACAACCUUUCUGAAUUCACAUUUCUCCAAAGAAAUGAGGCUACAAUUAAUAUACGCACACAAAGCAGUUAGGGGAAAUUAAUUAUAGACAAAAAUUAAAAAAAAAAAUUAAUAAAGCUCUAGGACCUAA